This is a messenger RNA of Fomitopsis serialis, 892 nucleotides long. RefSeq lists its product as uncharacterized. The transcript is spliced from 4 exons. The record is from RefSeq and is a predicted model, not a curated record. The coding region runs from base 140 to 664 and encodes 174 amino acids. Lineage: Eukaryota; Fungi; Basidiomycota; Agaricomycetes; Polyporales; Fomitopsidaceae.
ACCGCCAUGUCACUGAUGCUCCCUUCCGUACCCGCUGUAUCCAGCAUGAUAUGUUGUCCGUAGGCUCAGCGAGACUUCCUGCAUGUUGCCAUGGGCAUGCAGGUUGCCUGGCUUUGUCUUGCGGCAAUUGUGAGUUGUCAUGCAUCCGUUCAUCUUGCUGAAUUACUUUGCUCUAGUAUACGGUCUCUGUAUGAUCAUGUCUGAGAUAUUGGGUUCUGGGGGCUUAUGCGGUUCUGGGGGCACUUUUUGUUGGCGAGAGUACAUCACAUUGGGUGUAUUGGGGGUUGCAGUACUGACAUAUUGGUUGGUGUUGCGCCUCUGCUUGUCUGUGGGUUCUGGGGGCAUUUGUUACUGGCGAGAGUACGUUGUAUUGGACGUCUUGGUGGUUGCGGUACCAACACAUUGGUUGGUGCUGCACCUCCGCUUGCCAAUGGGUUCUGGGGGCAAUUGUUACUGGCAGAUUGGUUGGUGUUGUGCCUUCCUUUGUUGUCGGCCCACGGGUUACAUUGUCUGGUACGUGAUGAUGCUUGUUCCGAUCACUGCACUGAUGUAUUUUCAGGCUUUGUACUACUGUUGGUGUGUGUGGUUGUACCGUCACCGCUUACUGAUGAUUCUGCGAUAUCUGCUUGUGCUCAUGCAUUGCAUUGAGCAGGAUGUGUGUUGACGACCAUUGGCACGGCUCUGCUGGUUUCCUUUCACCCCCAUUCCUUAUCAUUCAGGGCUGCACAAAGACGUGGCCAGUCUUUGUGUAGCCUUGGAUGACUUCGCCUUUUCUCAUUCUUUACUUUAUUUGACUUGAACACAAGUGCUGUGAUGUAAUGAAUUAUGUAAUGACCUGUUUGCGAUCCCCUUUAGUCACAUGACUGUGUGAAUAAUGCUUAUCAACUAUCAG